AUGCUCUCCCCAGCUUAUAUGAGCAUCUACCAACAGUACAAAGCCGACACAGACUCUGUAGCAACAUGGCUGGCCAACACUGCUAAAGCCCACGGCUACGACGCUGAGUCUUCACUUGGAGGAGCCGCUGCUGAUGCUGCCAAGAAAAAGAAGAAGAAAGUUAAGGACUUUGAGGCUAUGGCUAAACAUGUUGCUGAUACCAAUGCCGUUGAAGUUCCUCACAAGACUGCUGUUGCUUUGGAGAGAGGCAUAUGGGUUCGACGAUCGUUCUCUCAGAAACUAGCAGACAGCGGUGCAAGAAGGGACCAUCGCUCCGAUGCUACUCACUCUCACUUCGUCGAGGUCCUUGAGAAAGUCCGUGGCUAUCUCAAACCCAUCAUGGAAGCUGGUCUUUUCAAGCCAGAGGAUCUCGACAAGAAGACGGAUGUCAAGGCAAACCACCCCGCCAAGGGCAUGUUUGACGUCCUCAACGUCUACACUCCUUCUGAGGAGUUCCUCAACGCCCCUGACAUCACGCCUACUCCUGCUGCUGAGCUUGAGACUCAAUACACCGUUGAGGAAGAAGUCACCUGGGAAGACGCCUUCUUCGCUUUCGCCACUCUCCUCCGCGACUAUGACUAUCUCAGCCAAGAGAUCCAUUCGCUCUGGGAGAAGUGGGCCAGUGGUGAACUUGAUCUCGCCGCUGUAGCUUUAGCUACAAACACAGCGUUUGAGUUUGCCCACAGCAUGGAGUUGGACAUCAAAAAGUGGAUAGACAAGUUCGGCGGCACAACUAUCUUCGCGCACCAGUGCUUCGAGGCAGCUUGCGAGGGGAUGGGAAUCGACAAGAAAAGGAUAAGCCCAGGCGCCAUGUGUAACCUUGAGGCUUACGACGUGGCCAAGAUCCUGAAUCUAAACACCAUGGGUGUUUUCAACAGCUACGUAAAACACAGCCGUGACGCUAUCAUGCCAUCCUACAACGGCGCCUUCGGUUUUUACAACGAGAGGCUCGGUUCCGAGGGCAGAAAUAACACUGAGAGGUGGAAUCAGGACAAGACGGCCCUGUUUGAGAUUUUCCCACAUAUGCACUUCCUUACCACGCCCCCUGGUCAGGGUGACGUAGAAGACGAGCUUAUCCGCGGCAUGGGCGCUGCACUCAAGACAAAGAGCGAAAGCAACCGUUUCUGGAUAUCAUGGGCUCUUCAGAUGUAUCUUGACAUUAUUCAGCGUCUUGGACCGUAUGUUGGGCGUGGGUUUGAGCAGUUUAAGCAGGAGAGUCUGAAGAUUCAAAACGCUCUUGUCAAUCUUCCUCAGACGGCUGAGCGCAAGCAAGUCCUUCAAGUGGCGACGCGAUGGAACCACGAUCCUAUCUUCGAGAUGAGGCAGGCAAACAUGGAGUACGGCAUGUUGGCUCACGAUAGUGAAGGUCCUUCUGAAUUCCACUUCCUUCAUCGGAACCCCAUACAUUGCGGUCUUUUGAUCCAUCACAUGCGAUCUAUGCUGCAUGUCAAUGGUGUCAAGACUGUUGCGCCCAGCGGUGGUCUCAUGACUACGACACAGCUCUAUCAAGCCCUCCGACAAGAGGGUCGCAUUCCGAAAGGUAAAGUAUGGGAGGAUCUUGAAGAGGUCUGGGAAUAUCAAGGGAAUCCGUGCUUCUUCAUUGGGAAUCCACCACAGGAUCUCGAGGGCUACUUCAAGAACUACUGCCUCUGCUCAGGCGUCUCGAUCACCAACUGGGCAGCGAACAGGCGGAGCACGCGGCCUACUGGGCAUAAAGGUAACGCGCCAAACAUCAAGUUCGAUGGCUGGGUGUCCCUGCGAUUAGACGACCGUAUCCAUGUGGACAAUCCACGUAAGCCCUGGACGACUGAAACUGUUGAAGAAAUCUUGACGGAGGGGCGUAAGAGAGCAAUGAUGGACGGAAAGGGUCAUAUACAAGAGAAUCUGAAGCAAAAGGCCAAGGAGGCCAAUCUCCCGGCAGUACCGAAAUCCCCAAGUGGUCUCAUCGAACAGCUGGCCCAAGUCGUCAACAGCGAGAUCCCCCGUAUUAGCUUCGACUACUUCACCAUGCACCACAUCGCCUGGUCCCUCCUCACCGAUCUCAAGCGCGCCCUCACCGCCGAGGUCGGCCCCGGGUUCCUCGACUACAUCCCCUCCGAGGACCAGCUCCCCAUCGUGGUAGGCUACGUCUUCUCAACGGCCUCAGGGCACGGGAGCGCCGAUGUCCGAGAGCGCGGCGUGGGCAGUGACAGGCUCCUCGAUGUCGCAACCGACGUCGUUGCCGAGUUCCUAGAAAUGGGCUACGGAAGCCUCCUUAAGAAGAUGAGGAGGAUGGAGGUGGGGCCGGAGGAUGUUGAGGAUGUCGAAGUUGAUGGGUCAGAGCUAUGGGGGCCGAGGAAGUUCAAAAAGGAGCAGAUGGAUCGGGAUGGACACUUGGGGGGAAGGGCGAACAAAGCUGAUAUUGCGAGUCUUAUGAGACUUUUGCAGAUGGGGAGAUGA
Molecule: messenger RNA, 2478 nt
Organism: Fusarium subglutinans
Lineage: Eukaryota; Fungi; Ascomycota; Sordariomycetes; Hypocreales; Nectriaceae
Exons: 4
Coding region: 1-2478 (825 amino acids)
Source: RefSeq, a predicted model, not a curated record